AUGACCGCGCCCGGCCCACCAGCUGCUGCACCAAAGCGGCCCAAAGCUCUCCUCUUCGACAUUGGCGGCGUUUGCGUCGUCUCCCCCUUCCAGGCCAUCCUCGACCACGAGCGCGCGCAUGGCAUCCCCGUCGGCUGGAUCAACGCGGCCAUUUCCGCCGCGGCGCCGGCGGGCGCGUGGCAGCGCGUCGAGCGCGGCGAGGCCGCCCUGGACGACGCCUUCUUCGCCGAGUUCGCGGCGGACCUGGCGGCGCCGGCGGCGUGGGGCGCGUUUUGGGCGAAGAGGGGGGUGACGUCUUCGUCGUCGCAGCUGCCGCUACCGCCGCCGCCGCCGCCACCGCCGAAGGUCGAUGCCAAGAAGUUGUUUUGGGAGAUGAUGCGCGUGAGUAGGGCGCCGGAUCGGUGGAUGUGGCCGGCGGUGAGGGAGCUGGGGAGGGUGGCGGCGAAGGGGGAGGAGGAGGGAGGGGGGUUCGUGCUCGGGGCGUUGAGCAAUACGGUUGUGUUUCCGGAGGGGGUGGUGGAUGAGAAGGGGGCGGUGUUUGAGAGCGGGUUGAGGGUGGAGGGGCCGGGUGGGAAGGUCGAGGUGGGCGAUGUGACGGCGGCGUUUGACGUCUUCAUCAGCUCGGCGCACGUCGGGCUGAGGAAGCCGGAUCGGAGGAUCUAUGAGAUGGCGGUGAGGUUGUUGGAUGAGGAGGCGAGGAGGAGGGGCGUCGAGGGCGGCGUGGGGGCCGGCGAUGUGCUGUUUCUGGACGACAUUGGGCAGAAUCUGAAGGCUGCCAAAGAGAUGGGGAUGAGGACGUUGAAAGUCGAUCUGGGGAAGAGCUUGAAGGCAGUGAGGGAGUUGGAAGAGAUCAUGGGGCUGAGCUUGCUGGCAGAGGAGGUGGCUGGCGAGAAAGCCAGGUUGUAG
Messenger RNA from Diplodia corticola, 906 nucleotides. Its product is annotated as epoxide hydrolase. The coding region runs from base 1 to 906 and encodes 301 amino acids. The transcript has 2 exons. The record is from RefSeq and is a predicted model, not a curated record. NCBI's taxonomy places the organism in Eukaryota, Fungi, Ascomycota, Dothideomycetes, Botryosphaeriales, Botryosphaeriaceae.